AGAUGUUAGAUAUAGCUUUUUAUCGUGAAGAAGAACUAGAAAACCAGUCACUACCGAAUGCAACAGAUUUCAUUUCACAGAUUUAUUGCGUAAAGUCUUGAUGUCAACGAUUGGGAGAGAUUGGAAGAAAGCAAGUCCUUGCUGAAGACAGCACUUUAUAUUUUACCGCAUUUAUACAGAAGACGAAGUUUUUUAUAGUAGACGAAGCAAAUAAAACGUAUUACGCCGUUACUUGUGAUCUUGAUAAUUUUUCCAAAUUAUUUUCGCGCAAACAGAAUAGAUUUAAGUUUUAAGUAAUAAAGUCAAACUUGUCACAAAAACGGAUUUAUAUGACCCAUUACUAAGCGUAUUUCCUAUGGAGAGAUCAGGUCUAGGGGAUGAUGUAAGUUGGGACCUUAAAUGACGUCUGCAGUAAAGAAGCCUCCGCGAUAAAGUCUUCUGCUACGUGGUAAGAGCUUAACCGCAAUUUCAUUAGUUCCUGAGCAGAAAGGUGUCCGCUGUAAGAAGGUGUCACUGUUUAUGAGUUACAUGACAUUUCAUUGCAGUCCGAUACAGUUUCUUGCGUUCUCGUGUGUCGAAUUAAUUUAAUUAGGACGAUCAGUGAAUUGGUUUGGUGCUUCAAAUAAGUUGAAUACUUUUCCUAUCUUAUUAAAAUACAUAACGUAAGAGGCAAAGGAGGGAUGGAAGAGACUAUUGUUUAGUACUCUGGAUGUUGUGAACGGACAAUAUGCGCCAGAUUAUGUAUUGUUGACUUAGUCUUCAGCAUUGAGAGAUCUCAAAAAAGUACGUCUCUAGCACCGAGUCUUAAGUAGGUGGGGGCACUAUAUACUGAUUUAAAUUAGAAAAUUUGUCGUCUUAACCACUGAAGAAAAUAAUGCAAUGGUGUUUUUCUGUCUGUCCACAAGAAAAGUGUCGUGCAACGGGCACACGAAAUAGCGUGUAAUUUUAAGACGGACGCCCCGUGUAUUUUUUACGGGUUAACAACUAGUAAUUUAUAAUUAUUGCCCUCCAAUAUACUAACAAACAUUUUGCUAAGUGUUUUGGCAAUAUAACCUCUUCUUUGUCACUUUUAAACACCGCCUAACUCUAUACAGUGCUCCUAAAUUCCAAGCCUGAAUGGAGUUAACGUAAAGUUUCAACUAUCUUCAGUAUACAUAAAUAUUUUGAUAUUUUUUAUACAUAUAUUGUAAGCAAAGAAUAUACUGUUUUCUGAAAGAAAAAAUAAUUUGUUUUGGUUGAAAAUUAAAAAAAAAACACUUUCUAACCAUUAUAAGGAUAGAAGAUGUUAAAUUACAGUAACCUUGUUUUUACUGAAAGUAAAAUGAAAAAAGUGCAAACAGUAAUUAUAAACAUAAAGUAAUAUGUAAAAUACAAACAUUAUUGUUAAUUAAAAACUAAGAAAUAAUAAUGAAACAAAAUAUAUAAUCACACAUAAUCAUAAUAAAAAAAAAAGGCGAGAGAAAAUGUUAUGUGAAGUUAAUUAUAAAUAUUUCUCACUAAUAUUCUUUUUUUUUUCUUUUUUUUUUUGCCUAAACAAAAUAUUCAAUCACGCUUUAAAAAAAUAGAGAAGAAGAAAUCAUCAAAAACAUCGAAAAAUUCCAGAUAAAGUUGAAGGAUGUCAGCCAUAACUUGUUUUCCUGGCACAUGGGCGCCAUACGAGCUUUCUAUCACCACAUCAAUUAUUUCAGUUACACUAGCAGUAACAGCUUGUAGUGGAAACUUGUUAGUCAUAAUUUCUGUUAUCAAAGAUCCAAAACUACAAACACCUUUCAAUUAUUUUCUCACGAAUUUAGCUGUAAGUGAUUUUCUUUUUGGUGCCAUUGCGUUACCGAUAUCAACUUACGUACAUUAUAAAGAGUCCCGGAGAGAGCUGAGUAUUCCGCUAAUGCAAGCUGUUCAUAUGUCCUAUUUCAUUGCUGCUACAGCAAGCCUGCUAAGUUUGAUUGCAUUAUCAAUUGAUAGAUUCAUAGCUAUUGUAUACGCUGCAAGGUAUAAGUGCAUUGUAUCUCCAAAGCGAAGUCACUUUGCAUCUUUUAUGAUUUGGUUGGUGUCAUUGACCGUACCAUUUGUGUACUUUAAGUUAGGAAUGAUCAAUUAUCUCAUGUUUUUUGCCAAUACUGUUUUGGUUAUUGGUCUUUUCUUACUGAUUGUUAUAUACGCAAGAGUCUAUAAUUUUCUUCAACGUCAAUCGAAAGAAAUGCGGCAGCAUUUAAAUCUGUCAAGAGCUGUUGAUUUGGAUAAACUUGCUCUGAAGAAAGUUCUUCUAGAGAAGAAAAUUGCCGGAGUUUUUAUCACAAUUCUAUUGGUGUACAUACUAACCUACCUACCUGCCAUUGUGAUGGUAUAUACACUGCAUUAUUGCACACAAUGUAAUUGUAUAUUGCGUCACGUUUUCCGAGAUGGUCAGUUCUGGUUGAUUUCAUUGCAUUGCGCUGUCAAUCCGUUUAUAUGCACUAUUCGAUUAAAACAUUUUAAAAGAGCAAUAGUUAGGCUGUUUGGUUGCCUGUCAAGAAAUAAAGUCGCUACUAACGAAUUUAUAAACACACAAACAAGUAUUGAUAUGCAAGCCCUUUAAAGCUAUAACUUCUGCUUAAAGUUUAUAAGCAGUCUAAAAUACUCGCGAAGAACUUUACCAAAAGCUUUAAAGAGAAUUACGAAAGCUGAAAAUAUUGCCAUAAUUUUCAGGAAUAUAUAAAAACUGAUUUGAUUAAAAGCACAAACAUUUGAAGAAAACUGAGGUAUUAUUUGUUUAAUAAUAGGAAGACAUUGUGCGUGUUUUAUUGUCGGAUUUUUGUUGGCGGAAGAAGAAGAAGAAAGUUUUGAUGCACUGGACUUCUUACGGAUCUUAAUGUUUGAUUUGUUUUUCUUUAUUGUUAAUAUAUACAUAGUUUUUCGAUUAACUAUUAAUUUGUGUGCCUGGAACAGUAUUUAUUUUAAAUAUAUAACAGCCUUCACUAAAAUGUAAAAAGCAGCAUGGUCAACAAAGAUUUUUUAGUGAAAUAUUUUUUGGUGAAGGAGGCCUAUACUUAAUGGUGUGUUAUAUCUAAGUACUAUUGAUAUUAAUGUUAUCGACGUUUAAAAAUUAUAAUUUGAGCAUCUGUUGUUUUUAUUUGUUAGCGAUUAACCAUGCACGAUUCUUGUACUUUUAUUCACUGUGUCAGAAAAUUACAUUAAUGUGUCUUUAAUGAGCCAAACCACAUCUUUCAAAUCCAGCAAUCACUGCGACCUUAGAGGUCUUUUUUAAUGACUAAAAAUAACCAAAUUUGGUAAGUAUCUGUCUGCAAAAGCAAAAACGUCUUUAAGCUUUUCAAACAGGGUAUUCUAGAUUAACUAUAAACAUACUGUGAGCUAUUCCUCUUAAAUAUGCUUUUAAAAUUUAUACAAGACCCGCCUAAGCUACCUAGCUCCUGUCAUACAAUAUAUGUCAACAAUAUUUAUUUGCUGCCCAGCAUCUUUUGAACUCACUUCACAUACAUUUCAAGGUUUUGUCUUUUUUAAAACUUUUGGUGAAUUUCCAACAAACAUGGCCUCGCAGCAAACGAUACUUCGCAAGUCAAUGCAAAUAAAAAAAUUCAGGAAAAGUGAAUCUAUGGGAAUAAUAACUGUGCAAAGAACUUUACGCGGAAAAGUAUCAGAGGCGGUUUAGUGUUAUAAAGGCACUACGUGCAUUAUUUUUUUAGCUUUCUAAAUCAUAUCCAUCAAUAUGUUGUUCAUGUUCGUUCUCUCUUCGUAAAAAAAAAACAACGUGGUUGACUUUUUUCUUUCCUUUUGAAACUGAAUACAAUAUAUUAUUUUACAAAAAUCAA
This is a messenger RNA of Hydractinia symbiolongicarpus, 3806 nucleotides long. RefSeq names its product alpha-1B adrenergic receptor-like. Gene Ontology annotation, biological process: G protein-coupled receptor signaling pathway. The transcript has a single exon. Lineage: Eukaryota; Metazoa; Cnidaria; Hydrozoa; Anthoathecata; Hydractiniidae. Bases 1616 to 2575 code for a protein of 319 amino acids. The record is from RefSeq and is a predicted model, not a curated record. Gene Ontology annotation, molecular function: G protein-coupled receptor activity. Gene Ontology annotation, cellular component: membrane.